Messenger RNA from Tripterygium wilfordii, 621 nucleotides. RefSeq names its product protein PLASTID REDOX INSENSITIVE 2, chloroplastic-like. The transcript has 4 exons. The annotation marks the transcript as partial. NCBI's taxonomy places the organism in Eukaryota, Viridiplantae, Streptophyta, Magnoliopsida, Celastrales, Celastraceae. The record is from RefSeq and is a predicted model, not a curated record. Gene Ontology annotation, biological process: regulation of gene expression.
AGCCAGUAGGUUGAGGUAAUGGCCUUCUGCAUCUGCGCUUCUUCUUCUUCUCUGUUUAGCAUAUUUGCAUCAACUCCCGCCAUAAAUCCGAUUUCUACAACGACAGCUCCUGCCCUAUGCAGCCUUCGCAUCGUUCUGCACUUUCCUCGCCAUUCCUUUCUUUCUCUAUCUUCCUCUAGAAUCUCUAAAAACCCUCUCAGAGCUACUCCUCCCCCGAGAUACGUGUAUCCCGACCCAAUCCCUGAGUUCGCCGAACAUGAGACUCGGAAGUUCAGGGCUGAGUUACUGAAGAAGCUAUCAGAGGAGAAGGAAACGUUUGGAGAUGAUCUAAAUCAUGUAAUAGAGGUUUGCGCCGAGAUAUUAAGCGAUUUCUUGCAUGAAGAGUAUGGAGGGCCCGGGACCUUAUUAGUGGAGCCUUUCACUGAUAUGUUUACUGCUCUAAAGGAGAGGAGAUUACCUGGUGCACCUUUAGCUGCACGAGUAUCCCUUUUAUGGGCUCAGAACUAUGUUGAUCAGGAUUGGCAAGUCUGGAACUCAAACCUUCAAAGGGGAUGGAUGCCACCUCCAUCGAGAGAAGACAAACAACAGUUACGCUGUAGCUGGUGCUUAUAUAUAUAUAUA